Aspergillus calidoustus is the source of this 294-nucleotide messenger RNA. The record is from the annotation of a GenBank genome assembly. Lineage: Eukaryota; Fungi; Ascomycota; Eurotiomycetes; Eurotiales; Aspergillaceae.
AUGGACAGCAUCCUAAUUAUCAACAUUGACAGCAACCAGAAUCCGUCAUGGCCCAGUAUACCAAAGGAGAUCAUGUGCGUUACUAUAAUGGCAGUGGAGUUGAAGUUUCUGGAAAAGUCGAUCGCAUUCUCGCCGAUGGCAGCUAUUCUAUUAUCCCUGAUGGCGUUUCUUCCACGGUGGUUGUUCAUGAGCACAGAAUUAUUGGCACUCAGCAACGCUGAGCAGGAACUGACUAUCAUGAAAGACGAAACCCAGCAGCCGCUCGCAAACUUUGAUCUACUGUGUGAAGGAUAA